GAGCAGCAGAGAACAGCGUGGAAGAGGAAUGGCAGGUGGGAAAUUACGCUCUCAUGAGGAGCUUCUUUCUUUCUCCUCCACAGUUGUACUUUGUCCAUCUUAAAAUAGCUAAUUAAGACUCAGAGAGAGAACACAUACGCUUGUACAACAGAAGUCGUCUAGGGUUCUUUAGAUCAAAAUCCCUUAAAAAUCCCCAAUUCACCACAUUCACACAAUCCUAUAAAUCAACGGCAUUGUUACCAUUCUUAUUGUCGAUCGAUUCAUUUCUAAGUUCAAUCUAAUGUGUAGAUGUACUCGAGCAAUUUGAAAGGGUUUAUACUGGCUGUGGUUUCCAGUGCCUUUAUAGGCUCCAGCUUCAUCAUCAAGAAGAAAGGUCUCAGGAAGGCCGGCGUCAACGGCCCUCGUGCUAGCGUUGGAGGAUAUGGUUAUCUGUUGGAGCCACUCUGGUGGGUGGGCAUGGUUACCAUGAUUGUUGGAGAGAUUUCCAAUUUUGUAGCCUACAUUUAUGCUCCUGCCGUUCUUGUGACGCCUCUUGGUGCUUUGAGUAUCAUUGUUAGUGCUGUAUUAGCCCAUUUCUUGUUGAAGGAGAAACUGCAAAAGAUGGGAAUGUUGGGUUGUCUUCUAUGCAUAGUGGGUUCCACGGUGAUUGUAUUACAUGCACCUGAAGAACAGUCCAUUAAUUCGGUUGAAGAAAUCUGGGAAUUAGCUAUCCAACCAGCAUUUCUUUUGUAUACAGCCUCUGUUGUAGCUGUAGCAUUUGUAUUGAUCUUGUAUUGUGCUCCCCGCUAUGGCCAGACCAACAUCAUCAUCUAUAUAGGAAUAUGCUCCAUAAUUGGAUCAUUGACGGUUAUGAGCAUAAAAGCUAUUGGUAUUGCAAUAGAACUAACAUUGGAGGGCAUAAACCAGGCGAAAUAUUUCCAGACAUGGGUUUUUGCAAUGGUUGCAAUUACCUGUAUCAUCACUCAAUUAAAUUAUCUAAACAUGGCAUUGGAUACUUUCAACACAGCAAUUGUUUCUCCAAUAUAUUAUGCCAUGUUCACAUCUUUUACAAUACUUGCUAGCGCUAUAAUGUUCAAGGAUUAUUCUGGCCAAAGUGCAAGCAGUAUAGCAUCUGAGCUUUGUGGGUUUAUCACUGUAUUAUCCGGGACUGCUGUGUUACAUAGUACGAGAGACCCUGAUCCACCUUUUGUAACAGAUACAACCAUUGAGCUUAAUACACCAGAUCAACUAGCAUCCUUGGAAUCAAUUCCUGAAGAAUGUGGGUUGGAAGGAAACAUGUCUUGAUCCAAAAUGGGAAGCGACUAUGGUAGAGGAGAUAAGAGCUUUGACAAAAAAUGAGACAUGGGAUAUUGUUUCUCUUCCAUCUGGGAAGAAACUAGUGGGAUGCAAGUGGGUGUUCACAGUUAAACGUAAUGUAGAUAGUUCUAUUGAAAGGUAUAAGGUCAGGUUAGUAGCUAAAGGCUUCACUUAGACAUAGGAAGUGGAUUAUUAUGAGACUUUCCCUUAUUACAAAAAUGAAUACCAUUAGAAUCUUGUUGUCAUGUGCAGCAAAUCUUUAGUGGGACUUACAGUAAUUUGACGUAAAGAAUGCUUUUUUGCAUGGAGACUUAGAGGAGGAAGUGUACAUGGAGAUUCCUCUUGGAUUUGAUGAUGAUAAAAUCAAAGAAAAAGUUUGUAGAUUGAAAAAGGCAUUAUAUGGUCAGAAGCAGUCACCUAGAGCAUGGUUUGAUAGAUUCAGUAAGAUCAUGAUAUCUUUCUGGGUAUUAUCAAAGCAAUGCAGAUCAUACUCUAGUUAUGAAACACCGUAGAGGUGAUAUCACAUUGCUUAUUGUUUAUGUUGAUGAUAUAAUUGUAACAGGAGAUGAUAAAGAGAAAUGUUAUGGAAAGUCAAUCACUAUAUUAUUUCUUUGUA
Messenger RNA from Hevea brasiliensis (rubber tree), 1912 nucleotides. Its product is annotated as probable magnesium transporter NIPA6. Bases 289 to 1284 code for a protein of 331 amino acids. Gene Ontology annotation, cellular component: membrane. Gene Ontology annotation, biological process: magnesium ion transport. NCBI's taxonomy places the organism in Eukaryota, Viridiplantae, Streptophyta, Magnoliopsida, Malpighiales, Euphorbiaceae. Gene Ontology annotation, molecular function: magnesium ion transmembrane transporter activity. The transcript is spliced from 10 exons. The record is from RefSeq and is a predicted model, not a curated record.